Messenger RNA from Candidula unifasciata, 879 nucleotides. Lineage: Eukaryota; Metazoa; Mollusca; Gastropoda; Stylommatophora; Geomitridae. The record is from the annotation of a GenBank genome assembly.
AUGGAGAAAUUAACAUUCAGGCAGAAAGUCGACGGUUUCUUCAAGUUUCUUUGGAAUUCCGAGAAAAAGGAGGUUUUAGGCCGCACUGGAAGAAGCUGGGCUGAAAUAGGUGCAUUCUACUUGGUAUUCUACACAGUCCUAGCAGCUUUCUUUGCUGCCACGAUUGCAGGCUUCUAUCAGACAAUCGAUGAUGACUAUCCAAAACUACAAGGAGAUAGUAGCUUAUUGAAAGCUAAUCCUGGCAUGGGUUAUGGACCAAUGCCGGACAUCGAAACAACUUUAAUCCAUGUAACGAAGGAGGGAAGAAAAAGUUAUGUGGAUCACAUUAACAAAAUGCUCGCAGACUAUAAUCAAACAAACUUGGAUAAUACGGAUUGCUCCAGGAUUAACUCAACCAGACCCAAUGAACCUAUUUCUUGUGAAGUGAAUUUUAAAGAGCUCACCAAGAAUUGUAACGAGGAAAAUGGAUACGGUUUCCUAGAUGGAAAGCCUUGUAUUUUGCUGAAGUUGAACAGGAUCUUUGGAUGGGAGCCCCAGGUGUGGACUCCAGCUGAAGCUCAGGGAGUCAGAGCCAUCCCUGAUGCUAUCAAACAUCAUUACACUGAUGACCGAAUCUGGAUUGACUGUCACGGAGAGAAUCCUGCAGAUAAUGAUAACUUGGGCCCACUGGAAUACUCGCCCCAGCAAGGCUUCCCCAAGGCUUUCUACCCGUUCAAGAACCAGAAGGACUACCGGUCACCCCUGGUGUUUGUCAAGUUUAACAAUUUCACCAGCCACCUGGGUUUUAUGAUUGAGUGCAAGGCCCUAGCCAAGAACAUUGAAGUCGACCGGGCAGAGAAAGAGGGCAGUGUGCAUUUCGAGUUGCUGAUCGAUGUGUGA